Messenger RNA from Anisakis simplex (herring worm), 477 nucleotides. The record is from the annotation of a GenBank genome assembly. Lineage: Eukaryota; Metazoa; Nematoda; Chromadorea; Rhabditida; Anisakidae.
AUGAAAAGUGAAAGUCGAAGAGUUGUGCAACGAGACGGAAUGCUUGAUUUUAGCGAGCUGAGUGACGCAAACGAGUUCGAUGCAUCAUUAGAUGAAGACACGAUGAAUGAAUCAGACAUAGUAUUUGAAGGAACGUCGUCAAAACAUUGUACGCUGGAAAUUGAAGAUUUUGAAAAGGGCGGACCUGUAUGGAUUGUCAACUGGAAAAUGACAGAUGACUUGAGUGAAAUUGCGCAGAAAUAUGCAACGAAAUGGCAGUGUUCUAAGCAGUGCGUCCGUCUUUCAACAAAAGAAAACGAUAGUGAAAUAGCGUUCGAUCAAUCACCUCAACAACUCAGUUUUGUUGCAAACGGUAUCACUCAGCUGCUUGUUCGUCAGAUGAAACAAUUCGCUCGUCCUGAAGAUAACCCGAAUCUCGUCAAAAUUGUGUUUCAAUCCCAAAACGGCAACGUAUCAAAGUGGAUACCAAAAGUCUGA